Blepharisma stoltei is the source of this 981-nucleotide messenger RNA. The record is from the annotation of a GenBank genome assembly. Lineage: Eukaryota; Ciliophora; Heterotrichea; Heterotrichida; Blepharismidae.
AUGAAUUUCAAUAUCAUUGCAAUAGCAUCAGGCCAGUUUCUUUCUAUUCUCAAUACGUUCACAGGCAUAUUUUCAAAACUUCUCAUCAUUCUAGGUCUAAACACUCCUCUAUUUCAAAUAGUGUGGAAUUAUUUCUUACUUUUCGUUAUAUAUCUCUCAAUCAUAAUUUACACAAAGCGUCAAAUUGCCUGAAAGCAGCUUUGGAAAUAUGCUUUGGCCUCCCUCACAGACACACAAUGCAACUUUUUAGUAAUUUUGGGCUAUGAGUACACAAGCAUUAUUAGCGUUUUUACGCUUUCUAACUCUUCUGUGAUUAUGGUCAUGAUCUUGUCUUUUAUCUUUUUAAAAAGGAGGUUUAGCUAUUGGGAAUAUGGAGGCGCAGGAGUAGCUUUGACUGGAGUCAUUUGUGUGGUUCUUUCAGAUUUGAACAGUUCUAAAUGGGAGUGGGGAGGAACAAUACAUGGAGACUUGUGUGUGCUUUUCGGAACUUUGCUUUAUUCAAUGUAAGAUGUAGCUAGAACGAAUAUUUGGUCUGAGCAUUUAUUUGUGAAUAAUCAUGACCCUAACACCUAUUUAACAACUUUAGGGUUUUCUGGAAUGCUCAUUACAUUGACUCAAUCUUUGAUUAUGGAAUAUGAUUAUAUUACAUCUAUAGAUUCCAUAUCUCAGGUUGGGUGCUAUGCAGGGUUUGCUAUUUGUUUGGCGUCAAUGUACUCAAUCAGCCCUUACUAUUUCGUGAAAUAUGGAGCAACAAUGUACAAUUUAUCUCUUUUGACUUCAUUACUAUAUGGAGUAAUAUUUGGAGUUUUACUGUUUCAUGAAGGAAUGUCCUGGUUUUAUAUUAUUAGCUUCACACUUGUGCUUUGUGGAAUUGUUAUUUAUAACAAGCCUAAAGCUAAAGAAGUCGAAAAAGGAAACACUUUGCUCGCUCUCAAUGAUAGCCAAAAUAAAGACGAGCUAGGAAUCAGCUUAAACUUUUAA